AUGUUGCUCGCUCCUGUCCUAGCUUGGGCUCUCACGCCCAGCUUGGUCGCAGCAUAUGCCUUCUCAGCCAAUGGCAGCUCAGCACAGACGCAAGGUAUACAAGCUGUGUCCCAGUGUCGUCCCGACCCCGGGGGCCAAGAGCUCGCGCGGGGGAGUCUCCGCGGGGUGAAGAAGAUGCCAGCCGACGAAGGAGAGAAGUUCCUAUUCGAUUAUUGGGACUAUGAUGGCAUCGGAGCGGGGGAUCUGACGGUCCCGGACUGCAGCGGUGGCUUGCGGGGCUCUGGGGAAAGUGAGACUAAGCCCCGGUCGUACCCUCUACGGGCCUCGCUGCCAGUGUCGACGUUAGCAGAUCCGGGCUUCACGCCGCUCUUGCGGCGUGAUUUUAAGUGCCCGAGUGGCACGCUGGCGUGUACGGCGAUCAACCGCCCGGAGAGCUGCUGUGGCACAGGAGAUACCUGCCAGCUGAUCCAGGACACGGGGCUGGGGGAUGUCGGGUGCUGUCCGCAGGGCCAGACCUGCUCCGGGGCCAUUGGGUCUUGUCAGCAAGGGUACACGAGCUGUCCGGCGUCGCUAGGGGGUGGCUGCUGUAUCCCUGGGUAUGAGUGUUCUUGUCCAGGUGCCUACGUCUACACAGUGACGAUAACCUUGAGCUCCACCGUGAUAGUCUCCACAGCGACGCGGAUUGUGCCCCCGCAGACUACUCAGGCCUCAACCAGCAGUAGCAGUAGUAGUACCAGCAGUACUAGCAGCGGGACUACAGGCGAACCCGUGCCCCCAGCUCCUCCGGCGCGACCAACCAGUCUAUCCACCGAAACAACGUCGCAGACCAGCCAGACCGAGUCCCUCUGCCCGACCGGGUUUUAUGCGUGCUCCGCCUUCUAUCAGGGGGGCUGCUGCCGCACCGGACGAGACUGCGACACCACGUCCUGCCCGGUCAGAGCGUCGUCGACCAUCACCUCAAACGACAGGACCAUUGUGGUUCCGGCGCAGACGACCGGCGCGGUGAGCGGGACGGGACGAUGCGCCAGCGGUUGGUUCAGCUGUGCGGACACGGUGGGUGGAGGAUGCUGUCCGAGUGGGUUCGCAUGUGGUUCGAGCUGUACGACUGUCGCGAGUGCCUCUGCAACGGGAACGGUGGCCAAGAGCGCGCCCGACAGUGCAGGGAGUCGAUUGUCGGGGAGAACGACAUGGAGAGUUGUUCUAGGGAUGACAUGGAUGCUCUGGAUUUAA
Messenger RNA from Aspergillus clavatus NRRL 1, 1230 nucleotides. RefSeq names its product putative GPI anchored protein. The record is from RefSeq and is a predicted model, not a curated record. The transcript is spliced from 2 exons. The coding region runs from base 1 to 1230 and encodes 409 amino acids. Lineage: Eukaryota; Fungi; Ascomycota; Eurotiomycetes; Eurotiales; Aspergillaceae.